AUGCUAGAGAGUAGUAGUAGCCCAAUCGAUGACGGAAAGCCCGGACCAGGACCAGGACUGGGACGAGACCCGGAUGGAUCGCCACCACUCCUAGGCAUCGAUAUCACCUGCCCCUUUGAACCUUCGCGGGGGACCUCAAACCGCAUAAGCACUCCCGCCCAAUUCAACGAGUGGGUGGACAUCUUCGCCGAGGUUUUCUCCACGGCCGAGGUGGACGAUAUGAAAUCUUACGUGCCGCCUCGAUCACUACCGGUAGGAGAAGCAGCGGGGAUAGCGGCAAAGCUUCGCUAUUUCUACACCUUCUGGGCUCUGAAGGAAGCUUACAUCAAGAUGACGGGGGAAGCUUUGCUGGCGAGGUGGUUGAGGGAAUUGGAGUUUCGGGAUGUAAGGGUCCCUGCUGUGGCGGAGGAGGGGCGCUGGGGGGUGGUUGAGAGUGGAGUGCAGGUUUGGAUGCAGGGAAGGAGGAUAGAGGGCUUGAGGGUUGAGGUUGUUGGGUUUGGGAGCGAGUAUAUUGUGGCGCUGGUAGGGAGGGGGCUUCAUGGAAACGGGGAUGGAGGUGGAGACAGGGAUAGGAAGGGGGGACUAUUGUUAGGAGAGGGGAUGAGGGAGGUGGAUAUUGAGGGCUAUCUUAGGGAUUGCGCUGGUGAAAGGUGUGGGUGCUUGGAGAAAGGGGACCGGUGA
This is a messenger RNA of Endocarpon pusillum Z07020, 681 nucleotides long. RefSeq lists its product as uncharacterized. Gene Ontology annotation, molecular function: magnesium ion binding; holo-[acyl-carrier-protein] synthase activity. Gene Ontology annotation, cellular component: cytosol. Bases 1 to 681 code for a protein of 226 amino acids. The record is from RefSeq and is a predicted model, not a curated record. NCBI's taxonomy places the organism in Eukaryota, Fungi, Ascomycota, Eurotiomycetes, Verrucariales, Verrucariaceae. The transcript has a single exon.